Molecule: messenger RNA, 288 nt
Organism: Aphanomyces invadans
Lineage: Eukaryota; Oomycota; Saprolegniomycetes; Saprolegniales; Verrucalvaceae
Exons: 3
Coding region: 1-288 (95 amino acids)
Source: RefSeq, a predicted model, not a curated record
AUGUCAUUCUUCACGACGUUCGACUCGUCCAAGACGACGCGCAUCCAAGCAACUAGUGCCCAGGUGUUCAACGUACUCAAGCGCGUCGAGCACUGGCCUGUGUGGGAUGUCGACCUCAAGAAAGUCAUCCUGGACACGCCGACGUCGACGCCACUCAACGACACCAAAGGGACGCUUUUCAUGAAGAACUACGGUGGUGGCGAGCAUCCCUUUGCCAUUCAGAACGCGCUGAUUCUGUGUGGUACUGGACGUGGAGCGAAGACACCAAGGAUGGCUUUGUUGACAUGA